Funneliformis caledonium is the source of this 2112-nucleotide messenger RNA. The record is from the annotation of a GenBank genome assembly. Lineage: Eukaryota; Fungi; Glomeromycota; Glomeromycetes; Glomerales; Glomeraceae.
AUGGUGUUCAAAGAAUUCAAAAAACCCAAAGUUUCACAUGAAAGGAGUGUAAUUUUGAGAAAUUAUAACAAAUACGAUGGACAUCAAUAUGUUGCCAUAAGUCCAAAUGGUAACUGGAUAGUAGCGUUAAACACCAAAUCUUAUCAAAUAAAAUUAUAUAAGUUUGAAGAUCUAAAAAAAGCAUAUAUGAUAAUGAAUUUUGAUGAUAGAAAUAUCAAAAUCCCCUUUUUAAAAAAAAAUUGGAGCUUGACCGUUUCCAAUGAAUUUAUUUUGACCGAUGGAACUGUCGAAGUAUUAAUUGCCGUAUCUUGUUUUGAUCAUGAUGAUAUGAAAGUAAAAAAGAACAAGAGUAAAUCACCACAACCACCUUAUAAUGAAGAUUCUUCAGUUGAAGAAGCUGAUGUCAAUGUGAAUGAUAAUGACCAAGAUAAAUCUUCAACAUUCAUCAUUGCUACCGCACGACAAUUGAAAAUCGCCUCCCCAAUUAAUAAUAAGGGUGGGAUAAUUAAAUUUUUGGACACUAAAAAUGAUGACGAUACAACCGAGUUAGUUCUUAUCAAUGCGCGCGGAAUAACUAAAGCCUCCAUAAUACAUGGUACAAUUGGAAGUGUAAAUUAUAAUAGGAAAAGUGAUUAUUCCAACUUUUUUUAUUCUAAUAAAUUAAUUGAAAAAUUUAAUUUUCCAAAAAGUUUUUAUGAGGAAUUGAAAAGGUUACCAAAAAAUGAAACAUGUGCUUAUUUCAUUCAUCGUUGUCUGAUAAAGGACUGCGAUGAUUGGCAACCUGAACCUUUACUUGUCAUCGUAAUUUGGGAUCUAUUUAGUAGUUCUGAUAAUUGUGUUAGAAGAAUUUAUGAUACUUCCUCAUUAUUUUCCAUAGAAAACGCAUAUCUUCAAAGAUUAGCUUUCGUUUCAGGAAAACUCAUAAUAAUCACUGAAGAUGGAACGAUUAUUUCGGCAUUAGAACAAUUAAAUAUUGAUAAAUUAUUGAAUCCUGAAAAUAAUAAUACAAGAAACGUAAUUAACACGACUUCACCUGAAAAAUUUGGCAUCACUUCUACAUCAACCACAACUAUUACCUUAACAGAUUAUCAUUUAUCUUAUGAUCUUCUUGGAAAUCGUUUAGACCAUGAAACUGUUCAAGCGAUAGUUGAAGAUACUGAACCUUGGCUACAAAACAAGUAUUAUAAUCGUACCACGGUUUAUCUUGAUGAGAGUAAUUCUACUCAAUUAAUUAUUGGAGAAUCGACCGUUCAAGUUUGGCGCAAAAGAAAAGGAAUUGCUACUGAUUCUUCACCUAAAAGAAUUCUAGAGUAUAUUUGGACAAAUCCUUUUCAAGAAAUGCAAAUUCAAUCUUUGCAAGUUGCUUAUAAGGAAUUCUCUUUAGUAGUAUAUAUUCCUUCUGAAAUUUCUCCUGGACUACAAGUUAUAAUUGAAUGGCCUGAUAAAGUUAAUGUUCCGGUAGACGCAUGCAAAGCUUUGAGAUUUCUAGAUCAGAAAAGUAAUCAACCUUCGGGUUCAAAUUAUCAACACACUUUUGAAAAUAUUAUUCAACAAACUGAAAAUAUCAUCAAAAAGUAUAUAGUCAGCAAAAGUGGAUUAUGGAGAAUGCUGGAUAUUCGUUAUGAUCUUAUGGCCCAUCUCAUUCGAGGUAAUCGUGUUUCCAUUGUCAAAAAUAUUUUAUCUUUUAAAUAUAAAAAUGGAAUGAAAAAAAGUUUACAUAUUCCAAGACUUUAUUCUUGGGACGGGCGAGUCAAAGAAACAGAUCUUGAGAUCGCUAUCAAGUACUCGAAGGGAGAAUACCGUAAAGAUUCUGUUAUUGUGAAAUAUUUAUUAGAUUAUUAUUCUGAUAAUGCCACAAAUAAUUCGAAUUGGAUGUUUACAGUAUCCAAAGCAAUUCCCCUACUUUAUGAAUAUAAAUUAGCAUAUUUUGUUAAGGAAUUAUUUCAAAAGCCUUGCUUUGGUUCUAACGAAAUUUACUUGAAUGGUUCGGAUAUUAAUAUUGAAGAUAUAAUUGAUAGUGAUCAUAAGAAUAUCCAUGCUUUAAAUAUAGAUAUAGGUCUCAUCAAGAGAAAUGACUUUAAAAAAAUGAUUUUUCGAAAAGAACAAAGGUAA